UUCCAGAUCAGAGGGAUGAGCAUCGAUGAGGCCAUUGCACAGCUGGAGUUUAAUGACAAGAAAGGAGCAAAAAUAAUGAAAGAGGUCCUUCUUGAAGCUCAGGAGAUGGCAGUGAAGAAUCACAACGUAGAGUACAAAUCCAACCUGUUUGUAGCCGAGUCGUAUUCUGGCAAAGGGAAGUACCUGAAACGGAUCCGUUACCACGGCAGGGGUAUGUUUGGCAUAAUGGACAAAGUUUAUUGCCACUACUUCGUCAAGCUGGUGGAGGGCGCACCACCCAAAAUUGAGAAGAAGACUAGCUUUGACCAGGCCAAAGAGUACGUCCAGUCCCUGAAGAACCGAACCAUCAUCCACAGUCUGUAGAGCAGACAUCUGACACCAUUUCAAUCUCACUGUAACCAUUUUUAUGUGUAUGUAUCAUUUUUUUCUGUAAAUAAAUACAUGAGAAUU
Pundamilia nyererei is the source of this 450-nucleotide messenger RNA. RefSeq names its product mitochondrial ribosomal protein L22 (gene mrpl22). The transcript is spliced from 3 exons. The record is from RefSeq and is a predicted model, not a curated record. Gene Ontology annotation, biological process: translation. Lineage: Eukaryota; Metazoa; Chordata; Actinopteri; Cichliformes; Cichlidae. Gene Ontology annotation, molecular function: structural constituent of ribosome. The annotation marks the transcript as partial. Gene Ontology annotation, cellular component: mitochondrial large ribosomal subunit; ribosome.